AUGGCCGCUGCUGGUCGUCCUUCCUCCGCCCGGCGAUUCCUCAGACCUCUCCUCUACUCCGCUGGUGCUCUGGCUGGCGUGACCGGAACCCUCAUAUAUGUCUCCUACCGUCCGAUCAAUGUUCCUGGUUCGCAAGGGGCCAUCGUCCCAAUCCCCCGCACCCAUGAUGGAACCAUCAUUCCACCCAAGUUUCCUCUGAUAAAAUGUCGAGCGGAGCAGAUCUCAGAGCUGAGGAAGAGCGCUGGCCUGGUUGGUGCCGCAGCUUCAGAUACCUCAAUCACACAGCAAUUGCGGAACAGCCUGGACCGUUUAAAAGGUGCAGUCAGUGACAAUCCAGACCGAGAUCUACCUGCGGACCAGAGAGCCGGAGAGCCCUAUGACCUCUUGGUCAUUGGCGGAGGAGCCACAGGUUCAGGCAUUGCCCUCGAUGCUGCUACUCGAGGACUGAAGGUCGCGCUCGUUGAACGCGAUGAUUUCGCCGCUGGAACCAGCAGUAAAAGUACCAAGCUCGUCCACGGCGGUGUGCGAUACUUGGAAAAGGCAGUCUGGGAACUGGACUAUAACCAAUAUGCUUUGGUCAAGGAGGCCCUGCGCGAGAGGAAGUAUUUCCUCGACACUGCGCCCCAUCUGUCCAUGUGGUUGCCGAUAAUGAUUCCUUUACAGAAAUGGUGGCAGGCGCCUUAUUUCUGGGCCGGGACAAAGUUCUACGAUUUCUUGGCUGGUAGCGAGGGUAUCGAGACCAGUUACUUUCUGACUAAAAGCAAGGCCCUAGACGCAUUUCCCAUGCUCAAAAAAGACAAUCUGGUUGGUGCUCUAGUGUACUACGACGGAGCGCACAAUGACAGCAGAAUGAACAUCUCAAUCGCUGCAACGGCCGCUCUAUACGGUGCAACUGUCGUAAAUCACAUGGAAGUCACGGGCUUAACCAAAGACGCAUCUGGCAGACUUAAUGGAGCGGUGGUGAAGGACGUAAUUGCAGAAAAGAACGGGAAAUCAUCUCCACCCAUCACCAUCAAAGCACGGGGAGUCAUCAAUGCCACUGGGCCAUUCUGUGAUUCUAUUCGCAAGAUGGACGAUCAAACCGUCCAGGAAAUAGUUGCACCUAGCUCGGGUGUACAUGUCGUCCUUCCCGGCUACUACAGUCCUCAAAAGAACUCUAUGGGUCUUAUCGACCCGGCAACCUCGGAUGGUCGCGUUAUCUUCUUCCUCCCUUGGCAAGGAAACACUAUUGCGGGAACUACAGAUGCUCCCUGUGAUAUCACCCAGCAACCGAUUGCGGGAGAAGACGAAAUAGGCUGGAUCUUGAACGAGAUCAAAGGCUAUCUAUCACCCGAUAUCAAUGUCCGACGCGGAGAUGUGUUGGCCGCCUGGUCGGGCAUUAGGCCUCUUGUUAAGGAUCCUAAAGCCAAAAACACACAGUCUCUCGUCCGAAACCACCUUGUCACCGUAUCAGAGUCAGGACUUCUGACAUGUGCAGGUGGUAAGUGGACGACGUACCGUCAAAUGUCUGAAGACGCGGUCGACGAGGCCAUUAAACAAUUCAGUUUGCAAACAAAGCCCCUCACCUCGCCCACAAGAGUAAGUGGGACCGAGGCGAUCGACGAUGCCGCACCACUCGACGGAUCUUGCCAAACACAUCAGGUUCGCCUAGUAGGUGCACAUGGUUUCUCCAAAACUCUCUUUAUAAACUUGGUUCAGCAUUUUGGCAUAGAAACUGAAGUGGCAAAACACUUGGCUGAUGCAUAUGGGGAUCGGGCUUGGACUGUGGCUGCGUUAUCAAGCCCCACCAAUGAAAGAUUUCCAGUCCGAGGAAUACGAAUAUCUGCCCUGUACCCAUUCGUGGAUGGUGAAGUCCGAUACGCCGUCCGUCAUGAAUUCGCCCAGCGUGCAGUGGAUGUUAUUGCACGACGGACGAGACUAGCUUUCCUCAACGCUCAAGCUGCUUUAGAAGCAUUGCCUAUGGUGAUCGAUCUGAUGGCUGAGGAGCUGAAGUGGGACAACAAGAGGAGAGAAGUUGAAUGGAAAGAGAGUGUCACCUUCUUGGCAUCUAUGGGUCUGCCCAAGAGCAAACUCGGAGUUUCGAGGAAAGACGUAGAGAGCGGAAAGGCUGGCUUCACGGACGAAUAUGAGAGGAAGCUAUACUCCAGAUACGGUAAUUUCCGUCCCCGAUCUACAUUCAUCCCCACCCUUUUGGCUAACUACAAUAACACAGAUGGUCCUGCGGACACACUCGAGAGCGAUUCAAAGCUGACGCCUGGCCAAAACCCAGUAUUGGGCCAGAACUCCCCAGCAAAUCGCUGA
Messenger RNA from Exophiala bonariae, 2301 nucleotides. RefSeq lists its product as uncharacterized. The record is from RefSeq and is a predicted model, not a curated record. Gene Ontology annotation, cellular component: mitochondrion; glycerol-3-phosphate dehydrogenase (FAD) complex. Gene Ontology annotation, molecular function: glycerol-3-phosphate dehydrogenase (quinone) activity. The transcript has a single exon. Gene Ontology annotation, biological process: glycerol-3-phosphate metabolic process. NCBI's taxonomy places the organism in Eukaryota, Fungi, Ascomycota, Eurotiomycetes, Chaetothyriales, Herpotrichiellaceae. Bases 1 to 2301 code for a protein of 766 amino acids.